AUGGCAACUCGCACAUGGGAGCAAAUGACUCCAAAGCUAUCGAGCACAACGUUAACCACAUUGCAGGAGUUUGGGUUUGAUCAAACGACCCCAGUACAAGAUAAAUCCAUUCCACUCUUCUUACAGCACAAGGACGUCGUCGUAGAGGCCGUAACUGGUUCUGGAAAGACGUUGGCAUUCCUAAUUCCCGUACUAGAAAUACUACUGCGACGAGAAACCUGGCUAACCUCUCAUCAGGUCGGAGCUAUUAUCGUGUCCCCAACAAGAGAGCUGGCUAAACAGAUUCAUGCUGUGCUAGUCCCAUUCAUACAAACAUUGCAAGCAACUGAAGGAGGAAAACGUGUCCCUACUUCAGUCUUGCUUGUUGGAGGAUCAAGUGUAGAAGACGAUGUAGCAAAGCUCAAGACCAGUGGUGCUCACAUCCUUGUCGCCACCCCUGGAAGACUCGAAGACAUUAUGCAAAAGAACAUCUUGUUGUUUAAGGAACUGAGCAUACUUGUGCUGGAUGAAGCUGAUAGAUUGUUGGAUAUGGGCUUUGAACAAGCCAUUACAUACAUCAUAUCGAGACUACCCAAACAGAGACGAACUGCUCUAUUCUCUGCAACCAUGACUGAUGCUGUGAAUGAGCUAGUCAAAGCUGGCUUAAGAAACCCUGUAUCCGUUGUCAUCAAACAGCCCAAGAUGGACUUGGAUCAGAGAACACCAGAAUCCCUAAACAUAUAUCAUAUGAUCACCACAUACGAAGAAAAACUCCCAAUCCUGCUCAAUUUAAUGGCAUCAAAUCCAAACAAGAAAUUCAUUAUAUAUUUCGCUACAACUGCUUGUGUCGACUACUUUUACAAAGUAAUCACGAGUCUGACAGAGCUAGCAUCGACAUGGAGUAUCGUAUCUCUGCAUGGGAAGAUGGAUCCGAAAAGACGAGAAGCCGUCUUUGCUAAAUUCAACACCAUUACUACGCAAAGUAUGCUUUUAUGUACAGACGUGGCUGCUAGAGGCUUGGAUAUCCCAGAUAUUGAUUGGGUCGUUCAGUUUGAUCCACCUCAAGAUCCAAAAGCAUUUGCUCAUCGAUGUGGAAGAACGGCCAGACAAGGAAAAGAAGGUGCCGCUCUAGCCUUCUUGACAAAGGAGGAGGAUGCAUAUCUAGAUUUCCUGAGGAUACGGAAGAUACCCACCUCAGAGUUUGAUUCUAGUGUAUUGCCCAGAACAUACACUACUGCGUCAGUUGCAACAUUGCUCAGAAAACUCAAUACUCACGACCGUGAUAUUUAUGACAAGAGCAUAACGGCAUUUGUCAGUUGGAUUCGAGCCUACAAAGAGCAUCAUGCCAAUGCCAUCUUUCAGUUUCGAAAAGUGGAUAUUGCAGACCUCGCAACGGCUUUUGGUUUGCUAAGGUUACCGAAAAUGCCUGAAUUGGCUCAAAAGGAUACCUCAAAUUUCAAGCCAGCGCAGAUCGAUUUGGACUCUAUAAACUACAAGGACAAGCUCAGAGAAAAGGCCAGAUUGGCCAAACUCGCUGCCAAACGAGCCUCUGCUGCUGCUGCCACACCGCCUGUGCAAUUCGAUGUCAGGAAUAGUAAACCAUGGUCUCAACAAACAGCACGUAAAGAAAUGAGAGUAGAAAGACGAGAAAAACGAGUCAAGAAACGUGAGGCUAUUGCACGUGCUACUAGUACUCCAGUUAUUGAGAGUGGUAUUGCCACUACUCAGCAUACCAGUCAGCAGUCAUCAGGACCAAAGGGAAAGAAGAGAGCUGUCGUAGAUGAAGGUGAAUGGCUCGAGCUUCAAAAUGAAGUAAGACUCAUGAAAAAGAUCAAAAAAGGUCUGAUCAAGGAAGAUUCUGAUAUGGAUUGA
Molecule: messenger RNA, 1851 nt
Organism: Synchytrium microbalum
Lineage: Eukaryota; Fungi; Chytridiomycota; Chytridiomycetes; Synchytriales; Synchytriaceae
Exons: 10
Coding region: 1-1851 (616 amino acids)
Cellular component (GO): nucleolus
Molecular function (GO): ATP binding; nucleic acid binding
Source: RefSeq, a predicted model, not a curated record